UAACCGUAAAAGGCCCACAUCAGCGAAUCGGGUGGGAACCCGAACACAAGAGGCAGGGUUGAAGAAGGGUUUUGGUUAGGGGAUGAAACAAUAAUAAUCAAAGAAGGAUGAGUGCAGCAGCAGGUGGGACUGCAGAUUUCUUCUACAGAGAAGCUCAGCGCCUCGGUUAUGUUGCCCGUUCUGCCUUCAAGCUGGUUCAGAUUCAGAAACAGUACAAAUUGAUAACACCUGGUUCCGCUGUUCUUGACCUUGGUUGUGCUCCUGGUGCCUGGCUUCAGGUAGCUUGUCAAAGCCUUGGUCCUUUGAAAACCGGUGGGGUGGUCGUCGGCGUUGAUCUUAAGAAGGUGAAAGUUCCUUCAACUCACUGUGAUUCAAGGGUUUCAACUAUUUGUGCCGAUGUCAUGAAUCUCCCGAAAGAUGAAUUUUUAAACUUCUCCCCUGAGAAAAAAGGGUUUUCGGUUGUAUUAUCCGACAUGUGCCCACUCGUUUCCGGUAUCACAACAAGAGAUUCCGCCUUAUCCAUGGAAUUAGGGAUGCGGGCUCUUGAUUUAGCUCUCGGUGGAUCUAAAUUACCCGAUGUGCCCUUGGAAGAUGGUCAAACCGAAAAGCAACUCAACAAAGAAGAUGAUGUUGGUAUACUCAAACCUGGAGGGCACCUUAUCGUCAAACUUCUUGAGAGCGAGGAUACAAAAGACUUGAUCAAGAUUUGCAAGCCGUUGUUUAGGAAGUCGUCGUGGUUGAGACCGAAAGCUACAAGAUCAAACUCCAGGGAGAUUUAUUUGAUUUGCCAAGGUUUAAAUUAGUUACGCUGCGCUUUUCAGGUAACUCUCCUCCUCCAUAAUCGAACUGGUUUAUUGCCGAGAUAAUGGCCUAUUAAUUACGUAACCGUGGGGAUUUUUUGUAUUUUCGUCAUGUCGAAUGUCCAUUCAUUUGUAUUUUAAACAUGUCUAGUGUGUUACUAUUAUAUUGAUUUUUUUUUUCUGUUAGAAAAUCUUAUAUGAUGUUUCAAAUAA
This is a messenger RNA of Helianthus annuus (common sunflower), 1013 nucleotides long. RefSeq names its product ribosomal RNA large subunit methyltransferase E. The coding region runs from base 108 to 803 and encodes 231 amino acids. The transcript is spliced from 6 exons. The record is from RefSeq and is a predicted model, not a curated record. Gene Ontology annotation, molecular function: rRNA (uridine-2'-O-ribose)-methyltransferase activity. Gene Ontology annotation, biological process: RNA methylation. NCBI's taxonomy places the organism in Eukaryota, Viridiplantae, Streptophyta, Magnoliopsida, Asterales, Asteraceae.